CUAAUUAUCGCACGUGUUUCCACAAAACAUAUGUUUUUCACUAAAAAAAACUGUCCAUUGAUAAACAUUUUUUGUUGCUACAAACUACUAUUGCUAUUUCUUGUCCACUACUCGAGGAUAUUGUGUUGCCAAAAUGCCUGUACAAGCUAAAAUCGGUCCAUCAAUUUUAAAUGCAGAUCUGGCUGAUUUAGCUGCUGAAUCUCAAAAGUUACUCGAUAAUGGAGCAGACUAUUUGCAUUUAGAUGUAAUGGAUGGCCACUUUGUACCGAAUCUCACCUUUGGACACUCCGUUGUAAAAUGUUUACGUAGUAAAGUCAAAGAAGCCUUUUUUGAGACUCAUAUGAUGGUUUCGAAACCCCAACAGUGGGUUGAACCAAUGGCUGAUGCUGGUGUUAACCUUUACACCUUUCACGUUGAACCCGUUGUUGAUGAUAUUGCAGAAAUUUGCCGAAAAAUCAAAGAAUCUGGUAUGAAAGUUGGUUUAGCUAUCAAACCAGGAACUGGAGUGGAAGUACUACAAAAUUAUCUCGAUUUGGCUGAUGUGGCCCUAGUAAUGACAGUUGAACCAGGAUUUGGAGGUCAAUCAUUUAUGGCCGAUAUGAUGCCAAAAGUUGAAUGGCUACGUCAAAACUAUCCCGAUUUAGAUAUUGAAGUUGAUGGCGGUGUUGGUCCUAAUACUAUUGAUUGUUGUGCUAAGGCUGGUGCUAAUAUGAUUGUCUCUGGUACUGCAGUUAUACGCGCUCCCGAUCAAAAGGCUGUUAUUGGUCUUUUGAAGUCUACAGUACAAACCUAUAAUAAGUAAUUUUUUACGUUUGCAUGUUUUUUAAUUUACGCCGAUAUUUCCAAUUAAUUCAAUACAUUUAAAGUUACUAAAUGUGGUUUUGCAUUUAAAAUAUGGUAAAUUGUUAUUAAGAAUUUAAACCUAGUUUUAAUAUAAAUGAAAAAAAUAAAAUAAAUAAAUAUUUUAUUUUAUAAAAACAA
Molecule: messenger RNA, 981 nt
Organism: Lucilia cuprina (Australian sheep blowfly)
Lineage: Eukaryota; Metazoa; Arthropoda; Insecta; Diptera; Calliphoridae
Gene: Rpe
Product: ribulose-phosphate 3-epimerase
Exons: 2
Coding region: 134-802 (222 amino acids)
Biological process (GO): pentose-phosphate shunt; carbohydrate metabolic process; pentose-phosphate shunt, non-oxidative branch
Cellular component (GO): cytosol
Molecular function (GO): metal ion binding; D-ribulose-phosphate 3-epimerase activity
Source: RefSeq, a predicted model, not a curated record